AUGAAUUCAAUUUGGACAUCACAAGAUACAAAACAUGCCGUUCUAUUUUCACUGGUACCGGGCGCUUUAUCAGCAUUUGCUGCUGCAUCAUUUAGGAAGGAAAAAAAUUUGAUCGAAUUAUGGAGUGCCUCAAAUAAACCGAAUUGGGCGCCAAAAAAUCCAGCGAUUUAUGGAGUAAUCGAUGUUAUGGCAAUUGCACCUGUUGGCUGGGCUUCAUAUAUGGCAUAUAAGUAUGGGGGAGGUCUUGCGCAUAAUAAUGCAAAGUUGGCAUUGGCGUUAUACGGUGGUAGUAUGAUUUGUGCAUUUCUUACAAUGCCAUUGGUAAAACAAAAAAAUUACUGUUGUUUAUUCCGUAACACGCUUAUAAUGCAUUUGACUGGAGUUGGAGCAGCACUUGCAUUCUUUAAGAUCGAUCAUAAAGCUGGCUUAUUAUUAGUGCCGUACGUUUUGUGGACAGGCUUCUAUACAUACCUCACGUACACUCUGAGUAAAACGAACACAUCCGAAGCAGCUAAACAUUCAACCAAUUGA
This is a messenger RNA of Acanthocheilonema viteae, 531 nucleotides long. NCBI's taxonomy places the organism in Eukaryota, Metazoa, Nematoda, Chromadorea, Rhabditida, Onchocercidae. The record is from the annotation of a GenBank genome assembly.